AUGCCCGAUGAUUUUCCACUCAAACUGUCUGUCAACAUCUCAGAAUGGUAUAAGCAAGGGGACAACAAUGUUGCAGAAACAUAUGCGGCCAUCGUUGCGCUCAAGUAUUUGUUCAACACAGGUCACGGGGAUAAAAAGAUCGAUGUGAAGACCGAUUCUGGCAGUCUGAUAGUCGGUUUGGGAAAGGAGAACAAAGACGAAAGACACGAAUUAAAUGCAAAUGUGGCCACUAAUCACUUUAUUACACAUCAGUGGUGGGAAUUCUCGUACUCGUUGCACACACGAAUCGAGGCA
Molecule: messenger RNA, 294 nt
Organism: Mesorhabditis belari
Lineage: Eukaryota; Metazoa; Nematoda; Chromadorea; Rhabditida; Rhabditidae
Source: the annotation of a GenBank genome assembly